Molecule: messenger RNA, 2130 nt
Organism: Nyctereutes procyonoides (raccoon dog)
Lineage: Eukaryota; Metazoa; Chordata; Mammalia; Carnivora; Canidae
Product: lipopolysaccharide-binding protein-like
Exons: 15
Coding region: 34-1617 (527 amino acids)
Biological process (GO): positive regulation of macrophage activation; innate immune response; macrophage activation involved in immune response
Molecular function (GO): lipopolysaccharide binding
Source: RefSeq, a predicted model, not a curated record
UCUGGCCAACCUCUGCGCAGGACAUUGCUGAGGAUGAUGGCCAGACCACACUGCGUGGUAGUGGUCCUACUGCUGCUGGCAGUGGUCUCUGGGCUUAAAGAAGGGGCAUCUAAUCCUGGGUUCGUGGCCAGAAUCACCAGAAAAGGCCUGGAAUAUGCCCGCCAAUACGGAGUAGCCAUCCUGAAGAAGGAGCUAUCCACAAUUGAGUUGCCUGAUUUCUCAGGAAGCUUCGAAGUCAGUUGGAUUAAAAUCAUGAGCUAUGAGUUUUACAGACUGAAGAUACAUGACUUCGAGCUCAGGAACUCAGAUUUGAGGCUAUGCCCAAGGCAGGGGGUCAGAGCCUCCCUGUCCAAUAACUACGUGACUGUUAGUGGAAACUGGAAGAUAAAAAAGGCUUUCUUCUCCUUCAAAGGUACUUUCUAUAUGAAAGUGGAUGACAUUUGCAUCUCAGCCUUUCUGAACCUGGGCAAGGACCAGUCUGGACGGCUCACUGCCUCCAUGGCCCACUGCAACAACUCCAUUGGCCACAUCAGCAUUGACAUUUCCGGAAAACUAAGCUGGAUCCUGAACCUCUUCCAUGAGAGAAUCGAAAAUAAAUUCAAAAAUAUCUUGGAACAAAAGAUCUGCGAAAUGGUCGAGAAGGCAACAACCUCUCGCCUGGAGCCCUAUCUCCAGACUCUGCCAGUUAUCUCAAUGAUUGACCAGGUUGCCAGCAUUGACUACAGUUUAAUAGGAGCUCCUCAAGUGACUUCUCAAGUCCUAGACACACCCUUCAAGGGUGAAUUCUUUGGCCAAAACGGGCACUCCCGAGCCCCCUUCGAUGCUCCGCCCAUCAGGCUGCCAGAGAAACAUGACUACAUGGUCUACUUUGCUAUCUCUGAAUAUGUCUUCAACACAGCCAGUUGGGUCUACCACCAGGCUGGAUACAUGAACUUCACCAUUCAAAACCAGCACAUGCAGAACCUAACAAAGCUUGCCAGCAAGCCAUCAGCUGAAAAAUGGCGGGAGCAGUAUUUGGGCUCGACCUGUCUGACCUCAAACUCCGCACUUCUAACCACAUCCUGCAUCUCAAGUAGCCUCCUGCUUCUACUGCAGAUUUCCCCAGACUCUCCAAUCUACCUGCACACCAGCUCAUUCCCAGCCCUUGUUCCUCAGCUGGCCAGGAUGUACCCCAAUAUGGAGCUAGAGCUUGAGAUGUCACCUGAGUCAGCUCCAUUACUGAUGUUCACCCCUGGAAAUGUGACCCUCAUGCCAGUAAUAGAUGUCCAGGCCUUCGCUCUCAAGCCCAACUCCUCUGACCGCAAGCCACUCUUCCAACUCAGGGUGACAACAAGCAUCUCUGCCACCAUCAAUGUGAGCUCUGACAGGAUUGUUGGUUCAGUGACCCCAGGAAGUAAGCUGAAGUUGGAACUGAAACACUCCAACAUCAAUUUCAUCGACGUGGAGCUGAUGGAAGUCAUCCUCAAUUACUAUGCGCUCCACACCAUAUACCCCUCCCUCAAUGCAAAGCUUGAGGAGGGCUUUCCUCUCCCUCUGCCAGUGGAUACCUACCUCAACAGUUCGGAGCUCCAAGUCCACGAGAACUUCUUGCUCCUUGUGGCCAACCUUGAUUACUGAACGCUGAGGAAGAGGCAGCCAUGGCUGGAGGCAUGGACGACACCACAGCCGGGCCUGCCCCUGCCCCUGCCCCUGUCCCUUUGGGGGUCCAGAGGCUGCAGGCCACCCUGCCUUCACUCCCAUUAGGGCCUCUUCCACGUGGACGCUACUCAAUGGGGAGCCCGGGCCACCUGAAGACACGCCUGACCAUGGGACCCCUUCCCCACCUUUCUCUCCUCCUUCCCGUGCCCCCUCCUGUCCCCUUUGCAGCUGUCCUUAGCCCGACUCAGGCCAGCUCCACCCUAGCUUCCUGCCUGCCUGCACUGGAAUAAACUUCAGUGAAGGGGAAACCAUGAGCAGUGUCCAGUCCCCACAGAGCUCAAGGCACCCUGCUCAACAUCGAACACGAACUUAGUUGUAUGUGUCCUUCCAUGUCCUGGUUACGGGAGCCAGAGUCAGACAGGGUGGGCUCAAAGCCUGGUGUCGCCACUUCCUUGGUGUGUAGUGUUCAUUGAGAUGGGAGCAGAGACCAUG